This is a messenger RNA of Metopolophium dirhodum (rose-grain aphid), 798 nucleotides long. RefSeq lists its product as uncharacterized. NCBI's taxonomy places the organism in Eukaryota, Metazoa, Arthropoda, Insecta, Hemiptera, Aphididae. The record is from RefSeq and is a predicted model, not a curated record. The coding region runs from base 1 to 798 and encodes 265 amino acids. The transcript is spliced from 6 exons.
AUGUUUUCAAAUCCAUUGGCCAAUGCUCCAAAACCAACAGAUUCAAUAGAUUUCUUCAAUGUGGCUAAUGAUAAUGAAUAUGAUCAUGAAAGUACACAAGUACCUGACAAAUUAAACAUCACUAAUUUACACUCAGGAAUCAUGAAAGAUAUCAGCUCUAAUAUUGAGCAUCAACCAGAAUCAGAAGAUAUCAGCUCUAAUAAUGAUUAUCGCCCGGAGACAGAGGAUAUGAGCUCUAAAAUUCAGCAUCAACCAGAGUCGGAAUAUAUUAAUAUACAUUUGACGCAAAUGGUAAAUGAUAUUGGUCACGCUGUUAUGGAUGUUGCACGUAAGAUGGCCACAUUACAAAAAGAUUUAAAAAUCAUUCAAGUGGAUGUAAUGAAAAAUCAAAAACUUUUGAUAGAUAUAAACACACAUUUAACCCAUUCAGUUACCACUACAGACCAAAGAUCUUUCAACCGGUCUAGUUUAAACAUAUCUAUAGAAACUAUGGAUGUAUUGAAAAAAAUUGACGCUGAAGAGGAUAAAUUAAAAACUUUGUAUCAGAUUUUAAAAAGAGAUUCAAAAUCAUUUGAUGCCAAGCGUACAACAUACUUGGCAAUGAAGACAGUCAUCCAUAAUAAAUUAGCUGAAUAUUUAAACAUGGAAGGUAGACGAGGAGAUAAAAGUGCAUUUAACAAAUUUAAAAUUUGUACCAUUGUUAUAGAUAGCGUUAAAGACCAUUUCCCACACAGUUCAAUUGUGGAAAUUAAAGGACACAUAAGUGACUGGUUAAAACAAGCACCCAAAAGAAAAUAA